Scomber scombrus (Atlantic mackerel) is the source of this 6552-nucleotide messenger RNA. It is a transcript of the gene crtc3, whose product is annotated as CREB regulated transcription coactivator 3. NCBI's taxonomy places the organism in Eukaryota, Metazoa, Chordata, Actinopteri, Scombriformes, Scombridae. Gene Ontology annotation, biological process: positive regulation of transcription by RNA polymerase II; protein homotetramerization. Gene Ontology annotation, molecular function: cAMP response element binding protein binding. The record is from RefSeq and is a predicted model, not a curated record. Gene Ontology annotation, cellular component: cytoplasm; nucleus.
AGUAGUAUAUGAGAGGAUAACAAGAAGCCAGCGGAUCCGAGUUGCUGUUACGAGCCUUGUCAAAGCGACGGCGAGGAAGAAGAAGAAGAAGAAGCUCAAACUCAAACUUGCAGUCAUUUUUUCUUGGAGGACUCUCAGCAGCUUUUCACCAGAGACGGAUAUUAUUUUGUUUUUGUUUUGUUUUUCUUCUUCUUUUAAUGGAGGAACCGGCGGGUUGGAGUUAGUCUCUCGCUCUCUCUCUUUCUGCUGUCCGUGGAUUAACACACACACACACACAGAGAGACUCACACACACAUUGAAGAGGAGUCGACUCGAAAAAUUAUUAUAAGUGUGAAAUUGUGGAUUACUCUCCUGCAGCAAAGGAUUUAUUUUUGUGUGCUUUUUUGACUUUUUUUUAACGAGCUGCUUGUUUACGAGUUUGUGCAUAACAUAAACUCGGAAUUCAGUAAACCAGGACCAAGACACUUGUUGAAACAUAAUAAUACCGAGGAAAAACAAACCCUUUGCACAACUACAGCCAUGCUAACAGUAGUAGCUUAAAGACUUGGGGUUGGAGGGGGGGCGGGGGGUAUAACUAACUACUUUACUAGGAAACAAUUAAGCUAAAAAAUCUCUCAUUAUAAUUAUUAUAUCACAACUUUAACUUGUAAACAUGUCUUGGUAGAUGUUUUAACCGAGUUUGACAACAGAGUGCGUUUGUCGCGAUGGCAACAGUGACAGCAGCAGCUUAGCUAACGUUCGGCUAGCUGUUAGCUGCUAGUAGCUGCUAGCCGCUACUCCCGUUCACUUCCAUUAUAACACUAGCAUUUGACAGCUAGCAUUGUGUUAGCAUUGUGUUAGCAUUAUGUUAACAUCAGAUUCAAACAAGUGGUUCUCGCUGGAAGAUAAUGUCAAUAUGAAGUUAUAUAUAUAUAGUGGAGUUAACUUCUUUUAAAGCAAAGCGCCACUUUCAUUGAAGGUUAUUAAAGUUAACCUAGAAGCAGUGAUAGUUUAUAAACGCUUUAUUUUAGUGUUUUUUCCUUCUUAUUAAAGAGAGUUAGCUUAGCUUAGCUUCGUUAGCUCAGUUCAGCAAAGUUGACUGAUUUAACAACAUUUUACAGCCUUAUUAGUGAUGUGUGUGUGAUAUGUAUUUUAAUCUCUGAUGGAUUCAAUGAGAGACUUUGAACAAUAAGACUGACACCACACAAGCAAGCAAAGUCUUCCACUUUUUUUUUUUUUUUUUUUUUUGCUUUCGUCCUUCCUCCUCCUCUUCCUCCUUCCUUCUUCAAAGUUAGCUGAAGUUGUUAAAAAAGAAAAAAACUGCAGCCCGCACCAUGUCCGGCUCCCCAGGCACAGGUGGCUCAAACCCCAGGAAGUUCAGCGAGAAGAUAGCUCUGCACAACCAGAAGCAAGCAGAGGAGACACGGGCCUUUGAACAGCUGAUGACAGAUCUCACUGUGUCAAGGGUGCAGUUUCAGAAGAUCCAGCAGCUUCGUCUGUCUCAGUCUCGGGCUCCGUACUACGGAGGCUCUCUGCCCAACGUCAAUCAGAUCGGCAACGCCAGCGUUGAAUUUCAGGGUGGCUUUCCUUCAGGGUUGGACUCUGUCAGAGGGACCCGCCACCAUGGACUGGUCGAGAGGGUCCACAGGGACCGCACCCGCAUCAACUCUCCCCAUCGCCGACCCAUCGACAAGCACGGACGGCAGAUGGAGAGCUCUCCGUAUGGAACGGUGUACCUGUCCCCACCUCCGGACAACAACUGGAGAAGGGAACAGCAGCCAUGGACUGAGGAAAAACGGCCGGGGUUUAGAUUAAUAUCACAACUCAACAGGCUGGCAUGCAGCUAGUGUAAACGAGGCAGAGGUGGAUGGUUCUGGAGAUGUCUUCUCUUUUCCCACCCUGUCGAACGAGGAGAGCCUAUUAGGUGUCAAUAAGCCCCUUCCCAAGCAGCUGUGGGAAGCCAAGAAGGUCCAGACUCUGGCAUCAAGGCCUAAAUCCUGUGAAGUGCCUGGAAUCAACAUAUUCCCGUCUCCGGAGCAGAACCCCAGUCUGUCCCACUACCAGAGCUCGUUAAAUACAGGCGGCUCGCUGCCCGACCUCAGCAACCUGCACUUCCCCUCCCCCCUCUCCACACCGCUGGACCCAGAUGACAAUGGAGGGUACCCCAAUCUCAGCGGGGGCAGCAGCACCGGGAACCUGCCGGCCGCCAUGAUGCACCUCGGCAUCGGGAACUCACAGGGUCUCUCUUCCUCUCUGAGCAACCCUUCAAUCCAGGCGUCCCUCAACAACUGCCAACUGCAGUCAUCGCUCAGCAAUCCCAUCUACUCGUCCCUGCGCAUGUCCAGCAACUCCCCUCGGAGACGGCCAGCUCCCAUCAGCCCCCUCACCCUGUCUCCCGGUGCCGAGCAGCGUAGGGGUCUCGCCAAGCAGCUGUCUCCCACAUGUCACCCUCCGCUGUCCCCCAUCACACAGGGAGUUGCUUUGGAUACCAGCAACAUGCCAAGGGAGCCGCCCCCGCCAUAUCCGCUCUACCAACAAUCCCAGCAUGCAGUGGACCAGGGCCGACAGUGCCAGCAUCAGCACCAGCAGCAGCAGCAGCAGCAGCAGCAGCACCACCAGCAGCAGCAACAGCCUGUUUCUCCUCUUCAGAGCAUCCAGCUGGACUUCAACGUAAGCCAACACAACAACAUGGCGACGCUGUUCAACGACCCCUUCAUGGAGCAACAGUUCUCCAAUCGUCAGAACAAGACCCAGGCCUAUCAGUUGGACCAGUUCAGCCUGUUGGAAAACGCCAUGAGCUCCUCGGUGGGGGGUUCUUGCUUCGAUCCUUCCUCCUCCUCCUCUUCUCUCUACUACUCCCAGGCGGCCCUCGCUGGGCUGGGUGGUAGCCACGGAAACCUGCAGGACCCGAUGCACAUGAGGUCCAACAUGUUGUACUCCAACUGCAGCGGAGGACUGCCCAACAUCAUACUCACCGAUGACUCCAACCCUAGUCUGUCAAAGGACAUCAGCAGCGCCCUGUCGACGGUGCCUGAAUGUUUUGACUCGGAGGGAGGCUUCCCGCUGGAGGACGAGCUCCGCAUCGAGCCUCUCAGCCUGGACGGUCUGAGCAUGCUCAGCGAUCCCGACAUGGUGCUGCCGGACCCGUCGGUGGAGGAUAGUUUCCGUAGUGACAGACUCUGAGCCUGACGAGCGUCACUGGAAACAAGAAAGAGACUUUUUUUUUUGUUGUUUUUUCUUUUUCCUUCACACACACACACACACACACACACCUACACACACACACACACACGGAUUUGCAGUGUAUAGAGUGUACAAAUCUGAAUAUGCAUGCAAACGUUUUUUUUUGUUUUUUUUUCUAUAGGGCCACUGUGCAUGCAUCCACUGCCACUAAAGGUUCAUUAAAUGUGAAAGACACCACAUGCACAACACAGUCAUGCACACACACUUUCUUAAAAAAAAAAGAGAAAAAAAGGAGGAGACUUGUGAACAAACAUAUUUCUAACAAUCAUAUUUCUUAAAAUAUCACUUUUUUUUUUAAAACAAGGCGGAUCAAUGCAGUUUGUGGUUUUAAAAAGAAAUCAGCUCUGAGAACUCUUGCACCAAACUCCAGGCUGCGUCCCCCCCGCCUCUCCUCCUCCUCCAAAAACCCCCCCAAAAAAAGGAAAGACCCCUUGAAAAUGAAACAUGCGAGGCAAUCCAGAUCCAGCGAGGAGCCCCAAGUCAUCCUCCUGCUUCUCUCUCUCUCUCUCUAUCUAUCUAUCUUUUUCUCUCUUUUUUCCCUCUCAUCACCAGCUCACAGCCCUCCCAGAAGCCAUGGUAACCUUGUCGCCUUGGUUACGCACCAUCCAUAGCAACCAUCAUCACAUUAUUGCUGAGGAGGAGCAGCAGCAGAAAAUGCCAGCACACAAAUUUUUUUUUUUUUUGUACUUUUUCUUCUUCGCAGCUCUACAAGCGACGGAGGAAAGAGCUCACACAGCUGGGAGCGGUGAUUGCAACAUCUGGCGGCAAAGUUUGUUAAAAAAAAAAAGAAAAAGAAGAAGCCAGCUGUGCCCCCGUGUGGUUACUUCAGGCUCUCGAACAAUCAUGGUAGAAAUGAAGACUUUAGAGGGAUCGGAAGCUUUUUUUUUUUUUUUUUUUUUUGUGUGUGUGUUUUAAAUUUAUUUUCUUUUACAUACGAGUAUCAGAUUAUUUUUAAAAAGAGAUGUUUGCCACAGAUAUAUAAAUUUCAGUCUGAUUUAGAAUGUAUUUUCUAACUAGAGACAAAAUAUAUUAAAAAAAAGGGCAAACUGUUUACAAAAAGAUGAGAUUUUAAUAAGUAAAUAUUACUAAAGAGUAUAGAUUUUUGUUGAAUUUCUAAUUAAAGAAAUAAAAUUCUAAAGAUGUGCAGAAUAAAUGCUAUAUUUUUUUCCUUGUGAUUUGGAUGGACUCUCCCCCCUUCCUUCCUUCCUUCCUUCCUCCCCCCCCCCCCCUCUUCUCUUCUUUUCUCUCCUCUCUUCGGACACAGAUGAGUCGGCUGUGAUUUCUUCUGGCAGCACUGGGACAGCGUACAAAUCCAUUUAAAAGAAGAAAAAAGAAAAAAAAACAUACAAAACAAGAAAAGAAAAAAAACGAACUUAACAUUUUUUGACAUGUUUUGUUUUUUUGUUGUUUUUAAAGAUACUUCUAUGUACAUUCAUUGCAUAUUUUACUUUUUUGUACUGAAUUGUAAUGGCGCUUGUACUGUACUUCAAAAAAAAAAAUCUUGUUGUGAAUAAGGGCAUGCGCUGUGCUACUGUGGAUCGAUUUAUGCCCCCCCCCCCCCAAGUAUCUGUUUGCAUCCGGCUUUCUGUCCUCGUGUUGCGGCAGUACGUUAACCCUUACCUUCCCCUCGCCCCUCCCCCCCCUCCGCCUCCCACUCUCUCUCUCUAUGGCUGCAAAGUCAAAGUGACUCAUCCAGAGAGGAGCAGACUGUAAACAUGUGGACAUCGGACAUCAUGUAACAUUGCACUUAACCUCUUUUUUGCACUAAUUGGUUCACAUUGUGAUAUAUUUUAUUUUUUAACCCCUGCUAAGACUGUUUUUUUCUUUUUUUUCUUGUUACCCGAUGAUCCCAAAGAAGCUGAACGAAGCCAUUAUAAAGAAAAAGUGAGACUUUAUAUGUGACUAUGUAUGUUAUAGUCAGUGCACAUACACACAUUUCAAAUUAUACCAGCAGCAGGUGUUACAAAAUAUCAAAUAUAAAUAUAAAUAUAUAUAUAUUUUCUGGGCUUUGAUCAUGUAGUCCUAUAGAAAUGUAUUUUGUAAUGAGCUCAUUUAAAGUUGAUUAUGUAAUGAUUGGACAUUUUUAGGGUUUGAAGUUUCCCCUUAAUUGUCUUAAUCAAAAUACAGUUACUGCAAUUUUUAAAAAAGAGCUAUUUUUUGAUAUGUCUAUAAAGAUUUGGAGCAAUGUUCUAACGUUUCUCUUUUUAGCUAUGCAACUUUUUUCUUUUUCUUUUGUCCAUUGAUUGAGUGAAACCUGUUGAACAGGACGCAACUUAACUUGUACGUUAUGCAGUGUAACACAGCUUUUUUUAGGGGUCUCUAAAUGUUUUGUUCUACACACAAUGUGGGUGGGGGGGGGGGGGGGGGGGGGGUCAAAUUGAGAUUUCUAAAAAAGGUAAAAAAAAAACAUCAAUAUUACAUGUGUCCAGUGUCCACAGUGACCCGUCAAUCAAUCAGAAGAAGUCGGAGAACAAGAGCGUCUGUUUGGUUUUGCAGGUGGAAGAAAAAAAAACGCUGCAUGGCACUGUGUCGUUUAUUUUACUUUGUUUUUUUGGUUUUUUUAACUUUAUCACUCAGAAGGUGUCAAACCUGCACUGUGUGUGUGUUCGCUGCAGGUUGUUUCUGAAGCGUAUGAAAGAGAUUCUCAGUGUGAUUAUUUGUCCAAAAAAUAGAAAAAAAGAAAAGAAAAAUGUGCAAAAUGAAGAGGGAGGGGAGGGGCGGGGGGGUGUUAGGGGGGGAUCACGAGGUUGUUGUUGUUGUUGUUUAUUUUUUUUAAUAAAGAGUUUAUAUUCAGCAGUUAUUACGUUUUUACCUGCUCUUGUUUUAAAUCUGUGGGGAGAGAGCGAUGGAGCCACUUUGCAGUUUAAUUUCCCACCUCUCUCUCUCUCUCUCUUUUUUUUCCCGUCUGAAUGCAUCUUGAUAUGUAUUCGAUUAUCUAUCUACCUGCCCCCCCCCUCCUCCUCCUGCUCUUCCUCCUCCUUCGGCCUGUUUCUUCCUGCUGUCUAAACGCCUGCCUUCUGCUGCCUUACGUUGUUGUAUUUUGACUUUUCAUAUUCCAGCAAAGUAAUAAAACUUCACUUUUUAGCUUUUUAGUUCUGUUUGGUACAAAACUGCUCGUGGUUCUUUUUUUUUCUUUUUCUUUGUCACUUAGUCUCAUUGUUUUCUUUUUUUUUUUUUUUGCAUAUUAAAAGAUGUACAGUUCUGUUAUUUAAAGAAUGUUUAUGUCCACUAGUGUUACUACUUUUUUUUUUUUUUCCCUUUUUGUAAUUUCAUUUGAGCUUUUUUGUUUUGUUUUGUUUUUUUCCUCCGAAGAUAUAAAAUUUUCUUGGU